GGGGCGCUCUCGGCCCCUGAGUUCGGGCGUUUAAAGUGCGUCCUCUCGGCUUGGCGGCUGCGGCAGAGAGGCGUGCGGGUCGGAAUGUCGGGUUUGCCCACCGUCCCGGAGCAGGGGCGCCCGGAGCAGAGCGCGCCAGAUUCGCUGCGCGCACGCUUUGUGCUGGGGCUGGACGUGGGCAGCUCGGUGAUUCGCUGCCACGUCUAUGACCGCGCGGCGCGGAUCUGCGGCUCCAGCGCGCAGAAGGUAGAGAGUCUUUAUCCUCAAACUGGCUGGGUUGAAAUUGACCCUGAUGUUCUCUGGCUUCAAUUUGUUGCUGUAGUAAAAGAAUCGGUCAAAGCUGCAGGAAUAGAGAUGAAUCAAAUUGUUGGUCUUGGAAUUUCAACACAGAGAGCAACUUUUAUUACGUGGAACAAGAAAACGGGAAAUCAUUUCCACAACUUCAUUAGUUGGCAAGAUCUCAGAGCUAUUGAACUUGUAAAAUCUUGGAAUAGUUCUCUUUUAAUGAAGCUCAUUCACAGUUCCUGCCGAGUGCUGCACUUUUUCACUAGGAGUAAACGAUUUCUAGCAGCCAGUUUGUUCACUUUCACAACCCAGCAUGUUUCUUUGAGACUGGCCUGGAUUUUGCAAAACCUGACUGAGGUGCAAAAGGCGAUUGAAGAGGACAACUGCUGCUUUGGGACUGUUGACACCUGGUUGUUACAUAAGCUCACGAAAGGUUCUGAAUUUGCCACGGAUUUUUCAAAUGCCAGUACAACUGGACUUUUCGACCCAUAUGAGAUGUGUUGGAGCAAGUUCAUCACCUCCCUGCUUUCCAUCCCACUCUCUCUCCUGCCUCCUGUGAGGGAUACGAGCUACAAUUUUGGAUCAGUGGAUGAAGAGGUAUUUGGUGUGCCUAUACCAAUAGUGGCCUUGGUCGCUGACCAGCAAUCAGCCAUGUUUGGAGAAUGCUGCUUUCAGACAGGAGACGUGAAGUUAACCAUGGGAACUGGGACAUUUUUGGAUAUUAAUACUGGAAAUAACCCUCAGCAGAGUGUUGGAGGCUUUUAUCCAUUAAUUGGGUGGAAGAUUGGGCAAGAAGUUGUAUGCUUAGCUGAAAGCAAUGCAGGAGACACUGGCACUGCCAUAGAAUGGGCUCAACACUUAGAUCUGUUCACAGAUGCUGCUGAAACUGAAAAAAUGGCCAGAAGUUUGGAAGAUUCUGAAGGAGUUUAUUUUGUUCCAUCUUUUAGUGGAUUGCAGGCUCCAUUAAAUGACCCGUGUGCAUGUGCCUCUUUCAUGGGUUUGAAGCCUUCUACCACUAAAUACCAUCUUGUACGAGCAAUAUUGGAGUCAAUAGCUUUCAGAAACAAACAAUUAUUUGAGGUGAUGCAGAAAGAGAUCCAUGUUCCUGUAAGAAAAAUACGGGCAGAUGGAGGCGUUUGUAAGAACAGUUUUGUCAUGCAGAUGACUUCGGACCUGAUUAAUGAGCCGAUAGACAGACCGGUCCACGUUGAUAUGUCGUGCGUAGGUGCAGCUUCUCUAGCGGGCCUUGCUGUUGGGUUUUGGACUGACAAGGAGGAACUAAAGAAACUGAGGCAAAGUGAAAUGGUUUUCAAGCCACAGAAGAAAUGGCAAGACUAUGAAAUGAGCAUGGGCAGCUGGGUCAAAGCAGUGAGACGCUCCAUGAACUGGUACCACAAGUUAUAGCACUGCCGGGAUGGCGGGAACGGCCGACGGCUGGUGGCUGGGGCGUGCGAUGAGACGAAGCUCCAGAAUAAUGGUACAACGAGGCCUGAGAAGAAAUUUAGACUGAGCUUUGCCACCCCGGAGAAAAAGCACUGCUUUUUUUUGAGGCGGGGGGAACCCCUCAUUUCAAAAAAUCUAAACCUUGGUAAGAUUGUAAGGCCACAAUACCUCAGAACUUUUUAAUCUCCUGUUUUGUAGCAAAAUUCCAAAGGACAUUAGCCAUUUCCAAGCAUGUUUUGACAGUCACGGCUCCUCCUCCUUUUUAUACUGGGCCAAUAUGAACAUAUUUCUUUGCUAUCUGAGUUAACAGUUCUGGGUCAAGCACCAUUUGUGUUUUGUUCCAGAAUUAUGUGAAAGUGUUCCCUAAUUCUUUAAAAUUAAGUGAGCUAUUUGAAGUCUAUAUAGCUAAAAAGAAAGAAUAACUGAGGACAUGUGGGAUUUUGAAACAUUAAUGCCCUAAUUUUUUGAACACUUAAAGCCAUGAUUGUUCGAUUUUAUAUCCAAGUAUGAGCUCCGUAUGUCUUUCUCAGGCUUAUUUGGUGAUCCGUUCUUUCCUUGAUUGGGCUUAAGAGAUAACUGCCUUAAUUUUUCCUUAUUUAACCAAAAAUUGGAGCUUCCUUUAAUACUGAAAAAAUAGUUUUAGUUAAUAAAACUCAAAAGGAUAUUGAUUCAUAAGGAACAAGAAAAGGCUAGACUUUACUUCUUAAAUAGCAUUUCUUUCAAAAACUGGCUAAAGUAUUAACAUCCCAUUUUUUACAACGUGCAGGUAGUAAAUAUAAAUCUUGCCUUUCUUCCCCUGUUCUCCCUCUUAUUUGUUGAGAUGCUAACACAAACAUCUUUUGUUUUUAUCAAGUGCCUAACUGACAGAGCUUAAUUUAACAAAAGUGACCUAAUUCACUGGUGACUGAAGAAUCGCCUUCGUUGGGGUAUUUUACCUACCCAGGUAUUUUUUUCAUUUUUGGUCCACUCUACUCAUCUCUCUGAGAUUUGUGCAAGGGAGUAGCUGCCAGAGGUGAUGGGAGUGUGUUCAUGCUAGUGACUGCCCCUUGGCCACCGAGCCAGACAUCCAUGGAGAGGAGCAGGGAAGAUUCUACACGUGCAGAUUCUCUUGCUGGAAACAAGGUAGGAGGUGUAAGAGCUGGGUGUGGCAUCAGGCUGGGUAACAUUUUCUAAGGCAAGUUGACCACCUUCCAACCUGUUCUCAUGUUAUUCGCCCCUCCAUACUUGUGAGCUAGAUUCACUUUAGAUUUGCAGCAAUAAUGUAUUUAUUUCUCUCUGGGUCAGGCUUAUCACGUAAAGUCCUACUGUUAAAGAGCUAGCUGUUAAGUAAUAAUGUAAUUAAAGAGGUGACUGUUGUAGGGAAUUUUGCUGUUGCCAUGGUAUAUACCCAUUUCAGACAGAUAAUAGAUAUUAAGAUUUGGAAAUAUUUUUGUUAAGUGCAGGUGUUUUGUUUAAUAAGUCAGAUCCCCUUAUGUAGAUAAUAUCUAUUCUUGUUUUCAUUCUUUCUGCUUUCCACGUUGUUUACAAAGCUUAGUGGCCAAUUAAAAGCUUUCUUCUCAAACUCAUAUGAAAGCCACUUCGUUUUACUAUUUCUUAUAGAUUCUGCUUCUCAGUGGGUAUGACUUCCAUAGGAAAUAACUGUCUUUUUGUAUUGGGAUAUGCUCAAUUGUAACGUUAUUAAUACUUGAAAGUUUGUUGGUUCAUUUAUUUUCUGCAUUCUUCUUUCUACUCAUAAAACCACAAAAUAAAGGAAAAAAAGCCUUUAGAUAAUGUGGGAAAAUACCUUUGAAUGUCUUUCACUGGAAUUGAGCAUCUUCUCAAAAAUCAGUGGCAAAUUUUUUUUCUUCUGUUGCCCUAGAAAUUAAUGUCUAUUUUUAAUAUUUCUGGACUUUUUUUUUAAGUAACACAGUUUAUUAAGUCCUUUGUCAGAUUUUACCUAAAUCAGAAAUGUGUCCGCUUUUGCUUUUGUGGUUGUAGAAACUGUUCGUUAUCAAAAUCAAUUGAGAAAAAAAUCAUCCUAUCUUUCAGUUUUUUUUUCAUGUGUAUGCUAAUAAUUCAAGUUAAAAAAAAUUCUAUGCUAACAUUUCUCAGCAUGUUUUAUUUUGUCACUAUGGAUCUAUCAGAGUUUUUAAGAGGUCUGUAGCUAUCUUAUCAAGGUGAGGAAUCUUUCUGUACAAUCCUUAGAGUGGUACUAAUUGCUUUUAUACUGUAAACUUACUGAUUUUUAAAUUUUUGUAUAUCCAGCCAUGACAUGGUUUCUCAACCUCUGCAUCAUUGACAACUGAGGCUAGAGAAUUCUUUGUUUUGGGGUGCUGUGCAUUAUAGGAUGUUUAGCAGAUCCCUGACCUCUACCUGCUAGCUGCUGCUGGUAGCAUUCCUCUCCUUAUGGUGGUUCAGAAUGUCUCCAAACACUGUCAGAUGUCCCCAUGGGAGACAGUGGCCCCAGAUGAGAACCACUGAUGUAGUCUGUUGGAAGAAAAUUGAAGACUCAAUGAAUGUAGACUGUCUAUCAUACUCCUUUUCUCUCUGCCUAGGAAAUGGUUGUUCGCAGAAAAGAAGUGGUAGUCUCUUAAGAUAAAUAGAGCUUCUACUUUGCUGGUUAAUGAGGUAAAGAAAAAAAAAAUCUCAUGUUGUCAUUGUCUUCUGCUGUUUUUAUCCACCCACCCCCACCCCCAGGUCUGUAUCCUCUGCAGCCUUAAUGAGUGAGUUUAUGAUUUCAGUAUAGAAUUAGUGUAGUCUGCAGAUCAUCUUUGAUUUGAUCUGCCUUCUUGUUUCUGUCCCAUCUCUGAACAAAGGAGAUGAUCACUCCUUUUAUCUGCCUCUGUCCAAGCCUCCACCAAACUAGAAGUUUCCUGAAAGCAGAAACUGUGUCUACUUCUGCAGAACUUGACUCUGUGCCUUCAUAUUUGUAGCAUGAAUUUUUACUUUGUGUUUAUAAGUGCAACUUUCUUUUUGCAUAUACUUUUUGUCUUUGAUCUUACAUAUUGAUGUUACAUACAUUUUUGGAUAGGGAGCAGCUUACACUUGUUGCAAAAUAUGUUUUGUUGGAUUAAGAAGGACUACUUUGCUAUGAGAACUGUAAGCCUAAUACUUUUUUAUUUUAAAAUUCUUCAUAUGUUUGUAUACUUGUAUCUGUAUUUGUGUGGAGACACACAUAGUUAUAUUAACUUUUAAGGUACAACUGGCGCCUUUCCAUUCACAGAUUUCGUGUACUUGACUGCAUGUGACUAACAGACUGACUCUUAAGAAUUCCAAAGACUCUGGUAUUAGAGGGAAGAUACUUCAGAAAUGGCCCCUUCUGCAAGGCACUCCUGCUGACGAGUAGUCUUUAAUUAAAAAUAAUCUAGCUCAGGAGUUUGGCAAUCAUUUUAAAAUUCUUUGAGGGGAGACAUAGCUGGAGUUCCUCAACUUUAAGCGGUUCCAGAUCAUCCCAGAGAUAAGCCUAGAAGGCUUGAAUCUACCCCAGAGGAUUCUUAUUUCCUCUGGGAAAUUUAUAGCAUGGUUCUCAAUUAGAAUUAAAAUCCCAAACACACCCUGGAACUAUCCGGUCCCAGAGUUAUCAUCUUGGAUACCCAAAGCCAGGUUGUCUGGUUAAAACCAGUCUAAAUGGGUAACCCCAAAGAAGUUAAAGAGGCUUCAGGAAUCACAUUGGUUUCUUAAGUUUUGGGUCCUCAGAGCUGUAACUGUUUUGGCACCAGCAUCUAUUCUCAGUCACUGGCUAUUUAGUCACCACAUUUCCAGGGGACCUUUGUCCCUAGAGGGAUGCACAAAUGAGCUUGGGAAUGGCGGUGUUAGAGGCAGGAACCUGCAGAAUGAGAUGUUUCUGAAAUUCUCUGUCACUUGAUUUCCACUGUCCGCCCCUCCCCCACUUUACAUUACACUUGGUUUAUUAAAAUAAAAUGGCUAUGUCUGUACAGAUAUCUAUUUUGUUUAGAAAAUAAAUAAGGUUUCAAAUUUAAAUGAGCCAUAUCUUUACAAGAAGCUGCCAAGCAGUUCUCCAGAGGAACUGCACCAUGUAACAUUCCCACCAGCAGUGCGAAAGAAUGAUCCAGUUUCUCCACAUUCUCACCAGCGUUAGAUGUUGUCAGACAGCAUUUUUCACUUGAGCCACUGAGAUAAGUGUGUGGUUUUUCUCGUCGUGGAUUGAAUUUGCAUUUCCCUAAUUAAUAAUGAUGUUGAACAUCUUUUUGUGUGGUCUUUUGCCAUCUGUUUAUACUUUUCAGUGAAAAGUCCGUAUCUUUUGUGCAAUUGCUAAUUGGGUUGUUUGCUAGAUGAGUCGUACCUUUUCUAAGUAAUAUCUUUUUUAAAAAGUUAAAAAAAAUCAGCCCAGUGACUUAAGAAGUCAUUAAGUAGCAUUUUCAAAUCUUUGUGGGCAAAAUGUAUAUAACAUUUGAACAUGACUUAAGAGUUCUCAUAUUCCUUCCAUACUCAUUAUAUAGUGUGGUACUCAUAGCAAAAAGUUUCAAAGAUACCUUCACUUAGAAUGGUAAGUAAAAUGUAUAAAUAUGUUUUGUACAUAGCUAUCAUAAUGGUUCUAAUAUUUUUAAUUUAAAAUGAGCUGAUUUGUAUAAAUAUUUCAGGGUGAUUUUGUGGGAAAUGAAUUCAAAAUGUUCCUAUUUGUGCAAAAUAGUUAAUAUAGAUUCCAGUUUAUAUGCAUCAAUAAGUUUACAAUCAUAUUUCUCUGAGAUUCUUUACAUAUUUUGUAGUUUUAUUAAAUAGUCAUUGAGAACCUCGUAAAUCAUCAUCAAGAUCUAUACAUAAAAUCUAGAAUGCAGAAGAAAAGGAAUCUUUUUCAUAAGUAUGGGAAUUUCCCCCUUCCCUUUUUGUCUACUUUAACUUUUGGAUUUGUUUUUAAAAAUUUUUUACCUAGAAAUUCUUAUUUAAUACUAUUUCCUGUUUGGGUUUCUGCACAUCAAGAAUGUCACAGAGAAAUAAGCAUAUGUUAACUGGAGUUUGACUCAAGAUAAAUUUGGGCUUGUGUUUCCUUUUUAACUGGAAGGGGAAAAAAUGGGCCUUAGUGUGGUUAGAGAAGAAAGGUUUUCUGUAACCUUCCCUCUUCAGAUCCUGUUUAGGCUUAUUCUAUAUUCUACAUUCUUUCACAAAGGAAAUUACUAGAGAAGAGAGUUAAUUCUUUGUGGUGGAAAAGAAAAAGAAUGAUACAAUAUGUUGUGAAAAUAUACUGUCUAUUUAAAUGUUUAGAAAAAUGUUAAAUAACUGGAGGAAACAUGAUUUCAAAUACUAAUUUGAUGGAAUUAAACUAGCAGAUGUUUAAAAUCCCUUAUGAAAAUUAUCAUUAAAAUGAUUUGAGAAACAAUAAUGAAACAGUGAAUGACUGAUCGAUACAUGUGUAUUAAAGCCAUUUUUAUUAUGU
Messenger RNA from Vicugna pacos (alpaca), 7099 nucleotides. RefSeq names its product glycerol kinase 5 (gene GK5). The record is from RefSeq and is a predicted model, not a curated record. Gene Ontology annotation, molecular function: kinase activity; phosphotransferase activity, alcohol group as acceptor. Lineage: Eukaryota; Metazoa; Chordata; Mammalia; Artiodactyla; Camelidae. Gene Ontology annotation, biological process: triglyceride metabolic process; phosphorylation; glycerol metabolic process. Gene Ontology annotation, cellular component: mitochondrion.